Seminavis robusta is the source of this 459-nucleotide messenger RNA. The record is from the annotation of a GenBank genome assembly. Lineage: Eukaryota; Bacillariophyta; Bacillariophyceae; Naviculales; Naviculaceae.
AUGAAUGAAGGAACCCAACUCUGGUUGAAUGAUGGUCGCUACCAACACCAGCCGGUGACAUACACAAGGCCUGAUUAUGCUGAUUCGAACUACUGCUAUGUGACGCUGUGCGAAUCCAGUGAAGUGGUGCAUGUUCUCAAGACUGACAUCACUGGCCCUGGUUCACACGCAAUUCGCCACCAGGCAAUGCAGACUAGGAAUUGGUAUGGAACCACCAAUGCCGACGACAUUGCUGCCAUGGGAGCAUGGAGAGCCCCCCUCGAGGAUCGAUGGAGGUUGAGGUCGGAGCGCCAGCAGGACAUAAUCGAGAUGUACCGAAUCAAGGAUCGAAAGAGGAUGCUCAAGACCAUCAAGAAUCUCAAGAGGGAAUUGCAGGAAGAAAAGGAAGCUCACGAGAGCCUCAAGAGGCAGUGCAGGGAUCUCUACAAGGUGAUGGUUGAGGAGUCGGAAGAUAACUAG